AUGAACUGGCCACAAGCAGAGCCUGUGCAAUUAUGGGAUGUCAUGCAGCUCUACUCAGUGAUUGAUCGCACGAAGGAAGAUCGUAUCGUACGACGAGCGGAAGCCUCGGGAUGCAAGGCAAUCUUUCUCACUGCGGAUAGCCCCAUCCUCGGAGUCCGUUAUAAUGAGGUUCGGCAUGACUUCAAGCCUAUGGAUGGUCUCAGCUACCCUAUGAUUGAAAAGACAUCAUCCGAUGUGCAGGGUGAAAAGCACCAAGACGGAUUCAGUACAUUUGGCUCUAGCUCCCAUUCCUGGGCGAAAGAGAUUUCCUGGCUGAGGAGCAUCACAAAAAUGGAGAUCUGGAUUAAAGGAUCUCUAACGUCGGAAGACGUCAAAGCCGCUAUCGAGUACGGUUGCGAUGGCAUAAUUGUAAGCAACCAUGGAGGUCGGCCGCUUGAUGAGACACCUGCGACUAUCGAUGCACUCCCAGCUUGUGCAAAAGCUGCGCAGGGAAAGAUCAGAUUCAUGUUGAUGGUGGGAUCCGAUCGGGUAUCGACGACUUCAAAGCUCUAG
Messenger RNA from Penicillium antarcticum, 552 nucleotides. RefSeq names its product alpha-hydroxy acid oxidase. Gene Ontology annotation, molecular function: oxidoreductase activity. NCBI's taxonomy places the organism in Eukaryota, Fungi, Ascomycota, Eurotiomycetes, Eurotiales, Aspergillaceae. The coding region runs from base 1 to 552 and encodes 183 amino acids. The record is from RefSeq and is a predicted model, not a curated record. The transcript has a single exon.